This is a messenger RNA of Zingiber officinale, 7289 nucleotides long. RefSeq names its product ATP-dependent helicase BRM-like. Gene Ontology annotation, cellular component: nucleus. NCBI's taxonomy places the organism in Eukaryota, Viridiplantae, Streptophyta, Magnoliopsida, Zingiberales, Zingiberaceae. Gene Ontology annotation, biological process: positive regulation of transcription by RNA polymerase II. The transcript has 14 exons. Gene Ontology annotation, molecular function: DNA binding; protein binding; ATP binding. The coding region runs from base 393 to 7013 and encodes 2206 amino acids. The record is from RefSeq and is a predicted model, not a curated record.
GAAAAAGAGAGAGAAAUAAUAAAAAAAAGGGGAGAAAAAUGGCGAGUUCGGUGGAUUAGGGCGUGAUCGGAGCACGCCAUCGAGUGGGGUGGCUGAUUUCGAGCGAAAUUGCCGGAAUCCGGCUAGAUCGUAGUGUUCCGGUCAAGAAUUUUGCUUCCUCUCUUCGGUGCUCACUCGAGGAGCCGUGAUAUAGGGCCAGGAUCGGUAGAUAACAGCGUCGGGCGACCUUAAGGCCGCUGCCACCGUUGCUGCGGGUGGCUGCUGUGCGGCUUCAGCGAGGGUCUCGAGCGAUCUGAGCGGCUCUGAGCGUCGAUCCCGUCGGAGCGGUCUGAUCUGCGGGUUUUUAGGGUUUGGAGCUUUCGGUGAUCGCGCCAUUGGAGGUGGCCCCCGGUAUGCAGUCCGGGAGCGGGCGGAACCAGGCGGGUGCGUCGCAUUCCCAGCCGCAUCCGUCCGACGCUGCAUCUCCCUCUUCCUCGUCGUCACAUGCGACCUCAGUCCCCGGCCAUCUGGGCAGGGAAGCAAUCCAGCAGCAACAGCAGCUGCUGCUGUUGCAGCAACAGCAGCUCGCACAGAGGCAGGCAUUCCAGCAACAAGAGCAUCAGAAACAAGUGCAGCGUAUAGAGCAGCACCAUGUCCAGAACCCAGUUCAUCAAGCAUUUCUCCAAUAUGCUUUGCAAAAUUCCCAGCACAGGCCUUCUGGGAAUUGGUUUAUGAAUCAACAGGGAAAAAUGAGUACAGCCAGUCCUGGGAGUCAGGGCAUGUUUGCAAAUAAUUUGAUAGCUCAAGAGCGUGCAUCUAUUCAGACAGCUAACCAUUCACAAUCAUCUAUACUUAAUCAGACAGGUGAUCAUUUUGCACAUACUGAGAGGCAGUUGGAGCUAGGGAAUAUUGUUUCUGGUCAGAGAAAUGAUCCAAAACCUUCUCAAAUAGCAUCUGGACAGUUGGUGCCAACAAACAUGGUAAGACCAUCUCAAUCACGGCAGUCAAUAACAACCACACAAAGUAAUGCAAACAAUCAAUUCACAAUGGCCCAGAUGCAAGCUAUGCAGUUGUGCGCUAAGGAGCAUAAUAUUGAUUUAACAGUUCCUGCCAAUUUAAAUCUGCUCGCACAAGUUCUGCCCCAUUGGCAGUCCAGCAGACUAGCUGCAAUCCAGAAACAAAGUGAGACUUGCACAACUGGGCAGCAACUGUGUUUGCCAUCGGUGAAGCAAUCAGUUAUUUCUUCACCCAUUGAAAAUGAAGGUUCUGUAUAUGUUAACAGUAUAAGUGAUUACUCCAGCCAAGCUGGUCCCUCUACUUGCCCACAGCCGGUUUCAUCUGAUAUAAUGACUAGUGGAGGGGAAACCAUCACAGGGAAGUCCAAUGACUUGCAGACACAAGCUCAGGCUCAUAACAGGGAGAGUGAGAAUGAGAGACUAGACAAAUCUCAACUAAUAACAAUUGAUGGUGGUCAAAUCAUUCAUCCACCAAAUUCAUCCAGUAGCAUGAUUAUGGAACAGUGUUAUUCUAAGAAUGUUCAUACUGGGAACAACUCACAGCAAAUGCAGCAACUUAGAUCUUUGCAGCAGCUAAACCGACCCAUGACACAACCUGAAAUUCGUUCCAAUGAUGCUGUUGGUGGGAAUCAAUUUCCAUCUCAGAGUGGAUCUGUUCAGGUGCCAAACCAACAGUUUGGAUUUACAAAACAACAACUUUUUGUCCUUAAAGCUCAAAUCUUAGCUUUUAGGCGGUUGAAGCGUGGCGAACGGAAUCUUCCCCCUGAAGUUCUUCGAGCAAUUGCUGGACUACCCGCUGAUUCUUUGCCACAACAGUCUCAUGUUCAAUCAGGAUCAGGUCUCCAGGAAAGAACUAAUGCCAUGGAGGGAAUGCAUAUGCAGUUGGAUGAGGGUCUUCAGCCAACUUUUUCAAGUAAAGACCAAAAUCUACCAAAAGAAGAGCCUGGUACUAGGGAGGAAAAAGCUGUUAUGGCUUGCCAAAUGCCAGAUGUAGCAUGUUCAGCUACGGAACCUUUGCAAUCUGCAUUUUCUGCUAAGAUUGAGGAAAGCAGAUCUCCUAUCAUUGCUGAACAGGAGACUGGAAAGGGAAAUCAUAACGUACAUGCUAAAGGUGACAACUGCAAUGAGAAGGGUAAGGCAGUAUCCGUCGAAGAUGCAUCAGCCAGCACUGGACAAGAGAAGAAACCUGCCUCUAAUUCUACACCAGUUCCAAGGGCUGGUGUUAUGAGAAACUAUCAUGGUCCGCUUUUUGACUUUCCAUCAUUUACAAGGAAACAUGAUCUUUUGGGUUCAACAACUCUGACCUCCAACAAUAUGACAUUAACUUAUGAUGUGAAAGAUUUGCUACUAGAGGAAGGUAAGGUCAUCUUUGGCAAGAAAAGAACAGAAAAUUUAAGGAAAAUUAAUGGGUUACUUGGUGUGAAUUUGGAAAGGAAAAGGAUACAGCCUGACCUUGUUAUGAGGCUGCAAAUUGAAGAAAAAAAGCUUAAACUUUUAGAUCGUCAAGCUCGUUUACGGGAUGAACUUGAUCAGCAACAGCAAGAGAUAAUGGCUAUGUCAGACAGGCCCUAUCGAAAAUUUGUCAAGCAGUGUGAAAGACAGCGCAUUGAACUCUUAAGGCAAGUUCAACAGAUCCAAAAAGCCUCAAGAGACAAGCAACUAAAAUCUAUCUUCCAGUGGCGUAAAAGGCUUCUGGAGACUCAUUGGGCCAUCCGUGAUGCAAGGACUACAAGAAAUAGAGGAAUUGCUAAAUACCAUGAAAAGAUGUUGAAGGAGUUCUCAAAGAGGAAAGAUGAUGGCAGAAAUAAAAGAAUGGAGGCACUGAAGAAUAACGAUGUUGAUCGAUAUCGUCAAAUGCUACUGGAGCAGCAAAGUAAUGUUCCUGGUGAUGCAGCUCAACGUUACGAAGUGCUUUCGUCCUUUUUAUCCCAGACCGAAGAGUACCUUCACAAACUUGGAGGUAAAAUUGCAGAUGCCAAAAGUCAUCAAGAGGUCCAAGAGGCAGCAAAUGCAGCAGCAGCUGCUGCACGUAUCCAGGGACUUUCAGAAGAAGAGGUCAAGGCUGCAGCAGCAUGUGCAGGUGAAGAGAUAAUGAUCAGGCAUAGAUUCUCUGAAAUGAAUGCUCCAAAAGACAGUUCUUCAGUCAACAAGUACUAUAAUUUGGCUCAUGCUGUGAUGGAAAAAGUUGUUAGACAACCCUCAAUGUUACGUUUUGGAACUUUGAGAGACUAUCAACUUGUUGGGCUACAGUGGAUGCUAUCCCUCUAUAAUAAUAAGCUGAACGGAAUACUGGCAGAUGAGAUGGGUCUAGGAAAAACUGUACAGGUUAUGUCAUUGAUAGCUUACCUAAUGGAGUUUAAAGGAAAUUAUGGUCCACACCUAAUUAUAGUUCCUAAUGCUGUUUUGGUUAACUGGAAGAGUGAGCUACUGAACUGGUUACCUUCGUUAUCUUGUAUAUUUUAUGUUGGUGGAAAGGAUGAGCGGGCAAGGCUUUUCUCACAGGAAGUAUGCGCUGUUAAGUUUAAUGUACUUGUGACAACUUAUGAGUUUGUUAUGUAUGAUCGCUCUAAGUUAUCAAAGAUUGAUUGGAAAUACAUAAUUAUUGAUGAAGCCCAGAGGAUGAAGGACAGGGAAUCUGUUUUGGCACGGGAUCUGGAUAGAUAUCGCUGCCAAAGAAGGUUGUUGCUUACUGGCACCCCAUUGCAGAAUGAUCUGAAAGAGCUAUGGUCCCUCUUAAAUGUUCUUCUUCCUGAAAUAUUUGAUAAUCACAAGGCAUUUCACGAUUGGUUUUCAAAGCCUUUUCAGAAGGAUGGUCCUUCACAUAAUCCAGAGGAAGAUGACUGGCUUGAGACUGAAAAGAAGGUAAUCAUCAUCCACCGUCUGCAUCAAAUUCUUGAACCUUUCAUGCUAAGAAGGCGCGUUGAGGAUGUUGAAGGUUCACUUCCUCCCAAGGUGCCAAUUGUUCUAAGAUGUAGAAUGUCAGCUUUUCAAGGUGCUAUAUAUGAUUGGAUAAGAUCUACUGGUACUCUUAGGAUUGAUCCUGAAGAGGAAAUGCUGAAGGUUCAAAAGAAUCCAAUGUACCAGGUCAAAACAUAUAGAAAUCUUAAUAAUAGGUGCAUGGAGCUGAGGAAAGUUUGCAAUCAUCCUUUACUUAACUAUCCUUAUUUCAGUGACUGCUCUAAAGAGUUUAUUGUUAGAUCAUGUGGGAAACUUUGGAUUCUUGAUAGAAUUCUCAUAAAACUUGAGAGAGCAGGCCAUCGUGUUCUUCUUUUCAGUACAAUGACAAAAUUACUUGAUAUUUUAGAAGAGUAUUUGCAAUGGAGACGACUUGUAUACCGACGAAUAGAUGGUACAACUACACUAGAAGAACGGGAAUCAGCAAUAGUGGAUUUCAACAGCCCUGACUCAGAUUCUUUUAUCUUCUUGCUUAGUAUCCGUGCUGCUGGAAGAGGCCUUAAUCUCCAGACUGCAGAUACUGUUGUGAUAUAUGAUCCUGAUCCCAAUCCGCAAAAUGAAGAGCAGGCGGUUGCUCGAGCUCAUCGUAUUGGUCAGACAAGAGAUGUGAAAGUCAUAUACUUGGAAGCUGUUGUUGAUAAAGUAUCAAGCUACCAAAAAGAGGAUGAAAUGAGAGAUGGUGAUGCAGAGGAUUCAGAGGAUGAUCUUGCUGGUAAAGAUAGGUAUAUGGGAUCAAUUGAAAGCCUUAUACGUAAUAAUAUUCAACAGUACAAGAAAGAUAUGGCUGAUGAGGUCAUAAAUGCUGGCCGAUUUGAUCAAAGAACAACACAUGAAGAAAGACGAGUGACUUUGGAGACACUUCUGCAUGAUGAGGAGAGAUUCCAAGAAACCGUGCAUGAUGUUCCUUCUCUUCAGGAGGUAAAUCAAAUGAUUGCUCGUAGUGAAGAAGAACUUGAAUUGUUCGAUCAAAUUGAUGAGGAGUGUGAUUGGACAGGUGAUAUGGUUAGAUACAACGAAGUACCAAAAUGGCUUCGUGUUAGUUCUAGAGAACUAAAUGCUGUUGUUGCUAGUAUAUCUAAGAAACCAUCGAAGAACAUUUUAUCCAGCACAAUUGAGCUGGAACCAAAUGGCUUGCAUUCUGCUUCAUCCCCCAGUAAGACAGAGAGAAGACGAGGUCGCCCGAGGGGUUCAGCUAUGAAAAAGCAUCUUACAUACAGGGAAUCAUCAGAUGAAGAAAAUAACAACUCUGAUGCUGAAUCGGAGGAGAGAAAUGGAUAUGAAGUAGAGGGAGACAUGGGUGAACUUGAAGAUGAAGAGUUAUAUGGUGGUGGUGACGUGCUGACUGGUGACAAGGAUCAAGCAGAGGAUGGCCUGGUCUGUGAUAAUGACGGUGAUGAAUUCUCACUAGCAAUUGAAAGGGUCAGAAACUUUCAUGCUUUUGAUGAAGCUGGUUCAACAGGAUCUUCUUCCAGUAGUCAUAAAUUACUGCAACCUGUGACACCUUCAACACCUUCACAAAAAUUUGGAUCAAUUUCUGCUUUAGAUGCCAAGCCAGGCCCUUCUUCAAGAAAGACACCAGAUGAGCUAGAGGAAGGGGAAAUUGCAGUGUCAGGGGAUUCCACCAUGGAUCUUCAUCAGUCAGAUAGUUUGGUUCAUGAGCAUUACCUAGAGGAUGGACAGGUCGUUCAACCGAAAGCAAAGCAAAUAAAACGUAAACGCAGCAUCCGUCUUCGUCCAAGAUUUAAUUUGGAGAAAAUUGAAGAUAAAUUCAACAGUCCUAAAGCCACUUUCCAGCAUGCUUCUUGGUCACCUGCGCUUGUUAAUCAUGAAAAACUUCCACAGUCUAGAGGUGAAGAAUCUGAGGCAUUUGUAGAACCUAGUACCGGAGGGCUGAAUAGGAUCAGUCCAUCAGUGAAGCGGAGGCGCAACUUACCAUCAAGAGUGAUUUCGUCUCCCAUUGUGCAAAAGUCUGCUAGGUUGUCUACAUCUGCAGAGGAUGGUUAUGAGCACUCCAUGGAAAGCUGGAAUAGCAGGACCAUCAGCUCCAAUGCCCCAAACCUUGUGACCACAAAAAUGUCAGACAGCACACAGAGAAAGUGCAAGAAUGUUAUUAGCAAACUCCAAAGAAGGAUAGAAAAAGAUGGAAGUCAAAUAGUACCUUUCUUGUCAGACUGGUGGAGAAAUGAAAAAUUAAACUUUCUUCCUGGUUCCUCAAGCAAUGGUGUCAUAAACUUGCAAACCAUCGAACAGCGUGUGGACAACUUAGAAUAUAAUGGCGUGAUGGAUUUCAUAGCAGAUUUGCAAUUGAUGCUGAAAAAUAUAGUGAAACAUUGUGAAUAUUCUUAUGAGGUGAGGUUCGAGGCACGAAAACUUCAAGACCUAUUUUUCGACAUCAUGAAGAUAGCAUUUCCGGAUGCGGAUUUCAGUGAAGCAAAGAAUGCAGUGAUCUUCUCCAGCCCUGGAUUUUCACCUCUUUCCCCAAGGCCUGCUUCUACCACUGAGAUUAAGCGACAGACACUAACCAACAAAUCAGAAUCAGCAUCUGCCUUCAGCAAGACCUUCCCCACCGGAUCAACUCCUCUUCACGACGAAAGGAGGACCAGGUCAAACUCUUCCAAAUCCCACAAAGAAUCAAGGCCAACUGGUGGAGGCGCGAGGCAGCAGGUGCCAGACUGUUCACAGCUUUUGACACAUCCAGGAGACUUGGUUAUCUGCAAGAAAAGGAGGAAUGACAGGGACAAGACCGGUUCAAAGCAGAUAAAUACUCCCAAUUCACCGUCUAAUCAAGGUUGGUUGCCUUCGUCGAUGGUUAAUAAUCAGGGAUUAUCAGUUCAUGCAUCCAGUAUGGCAAGGAACACCACCAAAGCUCAAGCUCAAGCUCAAGCUCAGAGUGAUACACAACCAACUCAAAAGGUGAUAUCUCCACUGAGCCGAGCACAUCAUGAAAGGAAACAAACAGAUGGAGGAAAUGGAUCAUCCACUGCUGUGGCUGAUGUACAAUGGGCAAAUCCUGUGAGGCGAACAAGGACAGAUACUGGCAAAAGGCGGCCGAGUCAUAUGUGAGUCUUAGUGUAGAUAACUUAGCCGAAGCAAAAAAUUAGUAUGGCGUUCUUCAAAUAUAUGUAAACCUUUAAAAUCUGGUGUUUAGUCAGUCAUCCACCCCACACCCACACCCACACCCACACUCUCUGUACUGCUGCUUCGAUUCCAAUCUCUCUCCAUUUUAACUCUUGCAUUUGAAGUGGCGGUGAUAGUGAUGAUGUUGUAGACCAAGAGAUGCCGUUGGGACAAAACAAAAAUUGUAUCCAGAAUAUGAUUAACCAUUAUUUUUCAUUGCCA